Messenger RNA from Bombus pyrosoma, 7369 nucleotides. RefSeq names its product neurotrimin-like. The record is from RefSeq and is a predicted model, not a curated record. The coding region runs from base 29 to 1414 and encodes 461 amino acids. The transcript is spliced from 10 exons. NCBI's taxonomy places the organism in Eukaryota, Metazoa, Arthropoda, Insecta, Hymenoptera, Apidae. Gene Ontology annotation, cellular component: neuron projection.
CGUACCCUCUCCUCCAUUUGGUACCGUGAUGUUCAGUGAACGUGUGACGCGUGUUUUAGAGACCAUUGGGAACCGUUCGCGGUUCUUCACCACGGUUUUCCUGGUUUCGACGUUCGCAGCAAGUGUUUGGACGGAUAAUUCCACCGGUUCCGAGGGACCGAGUUUUACUGUGCCAAUAACAAACGUGACGAUCCCAUUGGGCAGAGAAGCUGUACUCGCUUGCGUUGUUGCAAACCUUUCUGCCUUCAAGGUAGCAUGGUUGCGAGUGGAUACACAAACUAUUUUAACAAUAGCUAAUCACGUGAUUACAAAGAAUCAUAGGAUUGGAGUAACGCAUACUGAGCGCAAAACAUGGCAUUUACACAUACGCGACGUGAGCGAAUCCGAUCGAGGUGCCUACAUGUGUCAAAUAAACACCGAUCCGAUGAAGAGUCAAACCGGUUACUUGGAUGUUGUAGUUCCGCCCGAUAUUUUAGACUAUAUGACAAGUACGGAUAUGAUAGUCAGAGAAGGAAGCAACGUUACAUUACGUUGCGCUGCUAAAGGAUCUCCAACUCCAAAUAUUACAUGGAGACGAGAAGAUGGAGAAACUAUACUCCUUGGAAAUGGCGAAGAAGUGAGAAUUGUGGAAGGAUUUAUUUUCAAUAUCACUAAGAUAAAUCGAUUGCAAAUGGGUGCAUAUCUGUGCAUCGCUUCAAAUGGUAUACCACCUACAGUCAGUAAAAGAAUAAUGCUUACAGUACAGUUUAGUCCAAUGAUUUCAAUUCAAAAUCAAUUGGUCGGAGCACAAGAGGGACAAAGGAUGACUUUGGAGUGUAAUUCGGAAGCUUUCCCAAAGUCGAUCAAUUAUUGGACAAAGGAAAACAACGAAAUUAUAAAAAAUGGAGAAAAAUACAACCAAACUUUCUCAUAUAAUGAGUAUAAAGUACACAUGAAACUUACGAUAUCAUCGGUGGAAAUGUCCGAUUAUGGAACAUACAAAUGCAUAUCAAAGAAUUCUCUAGGGGAAACAGAUGGCAGUAUUAAGCUGUAUCAUAUUCCAACACCAACGACACAGCCGAGAACUACAACUACUACUCCUGCCUCCACUAGUGAAGAAGUUGAAAAUAUUCAAAAUUCUCGACAAAGGCCAGAACCGAGUGUAGAACCUAGUCCACACCAAAUAACCGAUUCGUCGUUGCCUAACAUCGAUAGAACCGAUGAUAUACGGCUUCAUGGUAGGGCGAACAGCGGUAGCUAUAACGAUGGUGAAAACGCUGUAGUAACAAAAGGACGAAAAAGCAUCGACGGCGAGGUACGACCACGAAGAAUCGACAACACGGCACAAUCGAUGUCAUCCAGGGGUUCUAGUUCGAAUUUUCUGGUACAAUCUACAGCGGCCAUCUGCAUAAUCCUACUAUCUGCCCUGUCGUAGUCAUGUCAGUGUCUACCAGCGAAAAGAACGGUUAUUCGAGGAAAAUCCUUCGGGGAUCAAGAUUCGUCCUGUUCAUCGUCAUUUAUCUCAUCCGCGAAAGGGAUCAAUUAAUGGGUGUGCUUCGAUGCCGCAAAUUUAUCGACAACUAUUGCCUUUGUCGUCGUUGUGACUGAAAUCAACGAAACAGUUUUUCUUGAUGCAAACUUUGCAUUAAAGUUUGCAAAUUAGGCGAUUAAUGGAAUUUCUAGUAAUACCACUGACGAGAUACUGCGCCUCGUCGGUGAUAAUACAUUUGAAUACUUGUACCAGAUAUUCGGCAAUGUGAUUACACCUUUGCGUAUUCGCAGAAGUUCGUAGACUCUAGCUGUAACUCAACAAAUUGUACAAUUCACUUAGUAAUCUGCUCGUUACACGUAAUUCAUCUGUAAAUAAUCAUUUUAAGUUUUUCGAAAAUUUAGACUAUAAUUUAAGUUCAAUAGCUAUUGUUUUCCUAACUAUUCUUAGUUAUUCUUUUUAGAAAUGCAGAUAUUAUUCUGUGUCCAAGAUUCGUAUAUAUAUAUGCAAUAAUUAAUUUAUAUUCAAUUUUCUUUCCAUUGUAAUCUAUGUUAUUUUAGUAAUAGAACAAUUAAUUUUAUUUGUAGAUCUCGUUUAUUUGUAACGCAUAUUAGCUUGAUUACACUCAACCUUCGUAAAUGAAGGAAUUUAUAAAUAUGGAGUAUUUUAUAUGCUUUACAGUAAAAAGAAAUUGUUUUCUCUAGAAAUCAGCAGUAACCAUAACGGUAAAUCUAUUGAAUUUGCUAAUAUGAUCAAUAAAAGACAGUAUAAACAUAUUGGCUUGUUGUAAAUGUAGUCGAAUACAAACUUUUAUAUAAAAUUUAUGUAUAUUAAUACUCACUUUGACGUAUUAGUAUUUGUUAAAAAAUGGCAACCAAGAAACAUUAACAUUAAUAUUCAAUAAUAUUCAUAUUUUCAUUCCUCUUAUUCGAUAAAGAAAUCAUAAUUACUGUUAUUGACAUUUCAUCAGUUCGAUCAAUAAGCACCAGAGGCUUUUGAACAAUUAUAUGUACAGAAUACGAUUUAUUUAUUUUAACAUAUUUAAAACAUUAAUUAUUAUAAGAGGAUAUCGUUUGCAAUAUACUUUUAUACAGUAGAGCCGCGUUAAUUGAAUGCGAUACGGAUUCAAUGACUUGUUAGAAUCAAUGAAUCCAUAGAAAGUAUUUAGAAAUUAGAAUGAAUAAAAGAAAUUAUUGUUGAUCGAUGAUUUGUCGCUUCGAAGUGAUAAAUUGAAGUAAGUAAAAUCUUUCUAAUUGCUAUUUUCUUGAAUCGAUUGAAGGAGUAGAGAUAUCUGCUGUCAAAUUAACGAAUCCGUCCAGGGCGUGCAAUUAUCACGGCCCUAUUGUAAAUCAGGUAUAAUAUACUGCUGACAUGUCAUGUUCUUUCAUUCAUACAUAUACUCGUAUUGAGCUUGAGCAAUAUUUAGAUAAAAUAUUUGAAAAGUAAUUAUUUCAAUAUCACCCUACUUGAUUAGAUACUGUUUCUUAUGCUUACUGAUACAUGUUUCCCCUUAGCUUUUAAUAUAAGCAAAUAAUUUUUCUCCAAAUUAUUUAAUUACUUAUUAAAUGAAAUUUUUAUUCAUUUUCAUAUGUUGCAUUCGUGUAAAUAUUUCGUGGAUUAAUAUUCGAAAUAAUUUCUGACUUUAUUAUGUCAAUAUUAUCAACUACGUCAGAAAUACUGAUAUUUUUCACAGUGUUUCGUGCGCGUAUUAUUUAAAAAUAACUGGGAUUAAAACAAUUCCAUAACAAACAUAUAACAAAUUUUGCGUUUGUAAAAUAAUAUUCAGCUAUAUUAUUUAACAUUAUAUAUAUAUUUAUUAUUUAACUUAAAUAUAUGCACGAUAGGAUAUUUGAAAUUGAAACGAAUCGAGAUAUUGUACAGAUAAUUAUGAUAUAUCUGAAAUGAAAAUAACAAAGUAAAUGAAAUGAUUCGUUGUUUGAGAACUUUUUAUUUUUAUUUUGAAUAAAAUUUGCCCGACUCGGACUUGUAUAUGUUUCAUAGUAUCGAAUAAUUUAUAUUGUACAGUGUUGGUUCUGCGGCAACAAUCAUGUAGUUGUUGCACUUGCACUUCGCGUCAACGUUUCGUGAACAUUGCAGUUUACUUCUUCAGGGUAGUUCUAAAACUAAGGCUUUCAAUUUAUUAAUUUUUAAUUAUUUAUUCAUUUUUAAGGGUUCUUCAUUUAUACGGAGCGAUGUCCCGAUUGGCUGAUUAAACUGAUGAUUCAACUUGAAUGUUCCACCCGGAUGCUCACUUCGUAAAAUCUAACCGGAAGUCGAUUGACCAAUCAAAUUAAAAGAUUGGGACAACGGGCUGUCGUAUCGGGUUAACGUUAUAACCGCUGUGUCCCUGUGUGUACAAAUUGUUCGAGUGUUUCAAAAUUUCGGUUGUUUAGCGGUUCUUUCUGAAGAAGUAUGCAGAUAUUUUUGCAAUGACCGUUGUUUUUUCGAAUCAUAUGACAUGGUCUGUCUCGAAAUGAUAUGAUGCUGGCUAAUCGACAAAAAUGUUUCAAGCGAAUUUUGCUCCCGUGUUCUGUCAAUGUAAAUGGUUGUGCUUAGUUGAGCUCAUUAUCAGUAUAAAUGGGAAGAACGGGACUUGCAACCCUUAGUUUCAAGUCUGUCCUGAAGAAGUAAACGACAAUGUCUAUGAAACGUUGACGCGAAAUGUAAAUGCAAAGUGUAAGUGCAACAACUACAAUUGUUCUCGAAAAAUGUACAUCGUGACAUCUAAAUCUUACUCUUCAGUUUAAUUUAAUGACUGAAUAUAUCAAUUCAUGAUGAAAAGAACAGAAUUAAAAUGCAAUUCAUAAAUAUGAUUCUGAAUAUUUUAUACAACGAAAAUCUAAUAAAUUAAUUUGUUUCAAGAUUUUUUAUAAAUCUCGUUUAUAGCUUAGAUAGGUUAAAGAAACGAGUAUUGCAAGAAAUAUAGUUGAAAAUGUUUUUUGAUCGUAGAUUUCAAUUUCUACUACUGUAUAGAUUACAAACAAAAUUCAUAAAUAUGACUUUGAAGGCCAAAUAACAAUUAAGUAUUACACGGAGAUAAGUAUUUUUAUAUUUCCUCAUGUCGAAUGUCUUAUUAUUUCAAAUCUUAUGAGAUUAAAAUCUUAAUAGCUGCAUACUUUCAAUAAAUAAAUUUUAUAUGUUCCAUAUUCUAUUCAGAAUAUAUAUAUUCAGAAUAAUAUAAAUAUAAUCUCUUAACUUCAAACUUUAAUUUUAUUAGUUCGAAUAAAUUAAUUGUUUCAUUGAAAUACCGGCUUUACUAAUUGCACAUUUCUUUUACAGCUCAGGUAUUCUAUCGUAUAAUACUCAGUUUGUAACUAGCCAAUCUUCGAAAGAUUGUAUGUCGAGUAAGUGCUUAAACAGAAGAAAACUUUUCUAAAACUUCUUUGUUAUAUUGUUUAUUAAUUCACUGUUAAAAAUUAACGCAUUCACACGUGGAAAUAAGAUGUGGUUUUUAUUACUAUUAUAGAGCAGUGCUUUUAAUAUUUCUUUGUUAUAUAUAGUACUUUUGAUUGAUUAUAUUAACUUUAAGUAGUAAAAAAAAUAAAUAUUCCAAAAAGGAUGUAAUAUAUCGUUGCGUCUUAUUUUAUAUUUAAUACUUCUAUAUAAUAUUGAUUGUAAAUAUUAAUAAAUAAACAAAUAUAUUUGAUUAAAGAAAUAAAAAUUAAAGAAUAUUCAUAAUAUUCAAAAUUGCAAAAAUUAUGUACAUAACCAGUGUUACAUAUUUGAGUUUUCUAAUUCGGAUAUUUUGAUAAGUACCUAUUAAAAUAAUAAUGAAAUUUUUACUAUGUGUAUGGAAAUAUUUUACUGAUGAAUUUAGUAUAGUAGUGUUUUUGUUAUUUAUUAUUAAUAUUAUCUGUGUAGAAUAUUUUUCUUUUAUUUGUUAUAGAAUUUUAAUUGUUCUUGGUUAUAAACAAAUUUAUCAAUUAUAAUGUUCAGACAAAUGAAUUAUCAAACAGGAAAUAUAACUAACACUGCUCUAAACGAAAAAUAUUCUAAGCAAUUUUUAUUUAUUUUAUGCUCGAGUAUCGUAUAACGUUGCAGACUAUCCUCUUGACAUCGUAGGCUCUCCUCUUUAUCUGCUUUGCCCAAUAUUAUCGAUUUCUCUCCUUUCUUUCGUUCUUUAUUCGUCAGGUGAAAAGCCCUGAAAUCAUACGCAUCGUUAGCCAAAUGAGAUCCUUUCAUUUCCAUCAGUUCUACAAAUGGAAAUGAUAGAACUCCUUACUGGUACACUUUCGUUCAACUGUUUUGCAGAGCGUUUCUUGUAAUUAUCAAAGUGACGAUCAUCGUUAAUUGUAUGUUUUACCUGUAGAUGUUUCCACUUUUCUAACAGCACUAUAGCACUACUUAUUGAUAAAAAUUAAAACUAUUACCCGGAAUAAUUCUCUUUAAGUAGAUGAAUGUUGUAGACUUAUAACUCAUACUAUGAUAAUUCAUUUCAAACGUCAAUAGUAGUUUAUGUACUUCGUUACCUGAUGAGUUAUACUAAUUAGUUACCUAAUUAGUUAAUGCAUAUUCGGCCUAAUCGAUGUGUAAUUAAAUUAGUGUAGUACCACGCGCAAACCCUAAGUAUAUACACAUUACGCAAUACACGUACUUAUACAUAGUUAUUGCGCAAUGGUAGAUUACCAGAAAAAUAGCGUAAACCAAUACAUUGUUUCUAUAUUGAUUAAUGUAUUUAGAAUCACAACAAAAGCGUAAUCGCUAAAAGAAAACUUUGUAUAAUUCAUGUGUACAUGUAUGUGUAUACAAAUGUGUAUAUGUUAUAUUAGGAUAAGUAGUCGUAUUGAGUGUUUGAAUGGUUUGACGGAAUUUGUUGUGUCCGAGGAAAAUAAAACUGAAACAAGAACAAUGUGUAAAAUCCAACAGGAAAAGUUACAUGUACAUUUUCCCUUAGAAGUAAUAUAUCUGUACAUAUGGCAAAUAUAUGGUAUGUAAUAGGAAAGUAUUGAAUCUGAACUAUAAUAUAACAUAUAAUUGAAUUUGUAUAUAUUAAAGAAUGAUCUACGAUCAUACAUCGAAUGAAUAGAAACUGUUUGUACAUAUGCAGUUUAAGAAAUUUAUUGCUGAAUUAAAUUUCUUUGUAUAUACUUCAUAUAUUUUAAACCAAAUAAGAAGAUCAUAAUGUAUAAUUCUCGUCUAAAUUAUUCUAGAUUUUAAGAAAACUAAUUUUAUUUCAAAAUUUAUGUCUCGUUGCUUGUGUAAAUACUAAUACUUGUAAUCGCAGAACUAUUUGUUCAUGCAAUAUUUUUUAUUUUUCAUUUUACUUGUUCUAUGUACGCAUUCCAAUAUACAAUUAUCAACAUCUACAUUCAAGAUUGUAAAUAUUACUUAUGGAGAAGUAUUGCGUACGUGCACAUCUAUUGUUAGAGUUGUGCGUUGUAAAAUGUAAUGACAAUUAACUUCGUUAACGAUAAGCAGAAGUAACUACUUGAGUGAAUCAAAAGUAGUAGGGUUUUUAUGUAUUGAAGUUUCAUUUGUACGAAAUUUUACACGUGUAAACUACAGCUAUACACGUAUAAUUAAUGCAGGAAGUUAUAACGAAGCUUAAUAUACUUAACAAACAUAUUAUUACUUAGUUAUACUAAACAUCUUUUGAUACAACAGAUCCGUGCAACACAUUUGUAAUAAUUUAUAAACGAAGAGUAAAUUCAUUUAUUUAUGCCACGAAUAAAUAAGAGAUAGUUACAAAAAAUAUAAUUAAGAACGAUUUUUGCUUAUCGUUUGCGAAAUUUAUUGUAAAAUCUGUAUAUAGGAGUAUUAAAAUAGUUAAAUUUAUAAUAUACUAAUUUAAGUUUAACUGUGACAAUUGUAGCAAUUAUUAAUAUAAUAAGAAGUAUUAUAUUUACCUCAGUGAGCUUACUAUUGCCUCCUAGAUAUGCAAUAUUUGAAAUUAAUGUCUUC